Rubroshorea leprosula is the source of this 1168-nucleotide messenger RNA. The record is from the annotation of a GenBank genome assembly. NCBI's taxonomy places the organism in Eukaryota, Viridiplantae, Streptophyta, Magnoliopsida, Malvales, Dipterocarpaceae.
GUUUAAUUACCAUGUGCACUUAAUGAUUGCUUAAUUACCCUAGUUUUGUGAUGUUUACUGUUCUACAUGCCCGAUCGGUUUCUUUGUCACAAUUUGGAUUACUGCUGUCAUGCACAAGUCAAGUGAAAUCUUACGAAAGCAAACAGCUUUGAAGGGACAGAGGAAGAUCUCUGUUCUUAUUUGCAUCUGUCUUGGUUUCACAAUUCACGUGGUUACUGUCUAUUGGUGGCAUCGUCGUGAUGAUAUUUUACAACCAUUGGUCAUGCUUCCUCCAAAAUCCAUUCCACCUUUCUGGCAUGCUCUUUUCACCUUCAUGGUUAAUGAUACUUUGGAUCGGCAAGCAUCAAUGAUCUCAAAGUGUCUUUUGUUAAUUUAUUACAAGAACAGCAGAGGGAGAUAUUAUCGUAAGCAGGGUCAAAUGCUGACUUUGGUUGAGUAUCUGAUGCUGCUUUACCGUGCAUUGUUGCCAACUCCAGUGUGGUAUCGUUUCUUUUUAAACAAAGACUAUGGAAGCCUCUUUUCAUCUCUAAUGACAGGACUGUAUUUGACUUUCAAGCUCACAUCUGUUGUUGAAAAGGUGCAAUCCUUCUUUACCGCACUGAAGGCAUUAUCACGUAAAGAGGUGCAUUAUGGUGCUUAUGCAACAUCAGAACAGGUCAAUGCAGCCGGAGAUCUGUGUGCUAUAUGUCAGGAGAAGAUGCAUGCUCCUAUUCUGCUUCGUUGUAAACACAUCUUUUGUGAAGAUUGUGUAUCAGAAUGGUUUGAGAGGGAAAGAACAUGCCCUUUGUGCAGGGCUCUGGUUAAACCUGCAGAUCUAAGAUCAUAUGGUGAUGGAUCAACAAGUUUGCUCUUUCAGAUAUUUUAAAGUCUUCUGUACAAAACCAAGAAGUUUUUCUGCUUUGAGGCUUCGUGUAACCCAUUCAAAGUGGCUUCUUCCGAUCAGUCAUCCACAGAGGUAAAUUUGACUCUAUUUGGCUCUUCCUGUUCAUGAAUUGUCCAAGAAAAUUAAACGAAAACUACUGAAUAUAGAAGUAAAAUCUAGCUGUCUGCUCCUAUGUUUGUAUUAGAAACGUUGGAUGUGUAAUGUCCCCCUAAGGGGUUAACAGAGAGAUCAUCCGAAGGAUUAACAGUAUGUCAUUGUGUAUUGCCAUAAAUGAAAGUAUUUUUU